This is a messenger RNA of Drosophila navojoa, 683 nucleotides long. Its product is annotated as mitogen-activated protein kinase kinase kinase 7. Lineage: Eukaryota; Metazoa; Arthropoda; Insecta; Diptera; Drosophilidae. The record is from RefSeq and is a predicted model, not a curated record. Gene Ontology annotation, molecular function: ATP binding; MAP kinase kinase kinase activity. Gene Ontology annotation, biological process: JNK cascade; immune response; positive regulation of canonical NF-kappaB signal transduction.
GUACACUGCGAAUUUGAAUGUGGCCAUAAAGAAACUCAGGUCAUCAGAUGGAGGUGAAUCGUUUGAAGCGGAGGCCACGAACUUACUUCGUGCUCAACAUCCGAAUAUUAUAAGAUUAUACGGCAUUUCAAUAAAAAAAUGUGAAGAUCAAACAAGUAACAGACUGGUUAUGGAAUAUGCUGACAAUAAAUCUCUCGAUGAGUACAUACAUAAUAACAAGAACAAAACGAUUACAAAAUCACAUCGUCAAAAUCUAAUGCUUCAGUGCGCCGAGGGAGUCGCUUAUCUUCAUAGUCUGACACCCUUGAUACUGCACCGCGACCUGAAACCCGCAAAUAUUUUACUUACAAAUAACUAUUGUACGCUAAAGAUUUGUGAUUUCGGAACGGCACGAGAACUAGGACCAGAAAUGACAGCCGACAAAGGAACUAAUGUGUAUAGGGCACCAGAAAUCCGCCACAAUCAAUACACUGAAAAAUGCGAUGUCUACAGCUUAGCACUUAUACUGUGGGAAGUAAUGUCUGGGAAAAAACCCUUUCAUAAAACUGAUCCUGCAUAUACUGACGCUGGGAUUCCAUACCAAACGGUUAGAGGUGUUCGACCAGACUUGAAGGAUUUGAAUUUCUGUGAGAAUGUAGAAAUUAUGAAAGACCUAAUUGAACAGGGCUGGGAUGGAGAGCCGU